AUGCACGACCCAUUCCCCUUUCCGCCGCCCUCACUGCUCACACAUCUAACCACACCACUCGCUAACGCGCUCUCCUUGCCCACCCUCUCGCUCCAUAUUCACGAACUCCUCCUCGCAACCCUCGUCUACCACCUAAUCUGCCGCUACAUCUCCCCUUAUGUCUCCAGCAAGCUCUUCCCCCGCAUCUAUCCUGCCCUCAGCGCCCGCACAAGACUGAACUGGGACGUCCACGUCGUUUCUUUAUCACAAUCGCUUCUCAUCAAUACGCUGGCUCUAUGGGUCAUGUGGAUGGAUGAGGAGAGGGGGAGGAUGGGAUGGGAGGAACGGGUGUGGGGAUAUACGGGAGCGGAUGGCAUGAUUCAGGGAUUCGCGGCCGGGUACUUUUUGUGGGAUCUCAUUGUGUGUGCGGGAAACGUGGGGGUGUUUGGAUGGGGGCUAUUGGCGCAUGCGGUGGCGGCGCUGGUGGUCUUUUCGUUGGGAUUCAGGCCUUUCGUCAACUUCUACGGCCCCACCUUCAUUCUCUACGAGCUCUCCUCCCCCUUCCUCAACUUUCACUGGUUCUUCGAUAAACUUCACAUGACCGGCUCCCGACCGCAAUGGUACAAUGGCAUGUUCCUCCUCUCCAGCUUCUUCUGCUGUCGCUUGCUCUGGGGCACCUAUCAAUCGAUCCGCGUCUCCCAAGAUGUCUGGGCUGCGCUGCACUACGACCCUCUCACUAGGAGCUCGAAGGCAGUAUUCGAGCCAGAAGCGGGGGGUGCGGACAUCAUGCGUUUUGCAGGCGACUAUCCCAUGCCGGCUUGGUUGGCUAUUGUCUACUUGAGCAGUAAUGUUGUGCUAAAUACGUUGAACUUCUACUGGUUUGGCAAGAUGAUCGAGACAAUUAAGAAGAGGUUUGUGGAGUCGAAAGAACAGAAAGGCGCUAGGAAGAGAGAGGGUAGAGAGGAGGGUGUGAUGGUGGAGGGCUUAAUGGAUAGUAGUACGCUUAUUACGGAGAUUGCGGAGGAUGAGGAUAUGCAGUUUGGUGGGGAGGAUAUCAUGUAUGACGGGGAGGUGGAGGAUAAGCUGACGAUGGAGAGCAGCAUCUUGGAUGGGAAGAGUACGAUGCAUGUUGAGAAGACAGAGGUUAGGCGGAGGAAGGGUUGA
Messenger RNA from Letharia columbiana, 1143 nucleotides. RefSeq lists its product as uncharacterized. Bases 1 to 1143 code for a protein of 380 amino acids. The transcript has 2 exons. The record is from RefSeq and is a predicted model, not a curated record. NCBI's taxonomy places the organism in Eukaryota, Fungi, Ascomycota, Lecanoromycetes, Lecanorales, Parmeliaceae. Gene Ontology annotation, cellular component: membrane; endoplasmic reticulum. Gene Ontology annotation, biological process: lipid homeostasis.